This is a messenger RNA of Gadus macrocephalus (Pacific cod), 897 nucleotides long. It is a transcript of the gene hddc3, whose product is annotated as HD domain containing 3. Gene Ontology annotation, molecular function: guanosine-3',5'-bis(diphosphate) 3'-diphosphatase activity. The coding region runs from base 31 to 570 and encodes 179 amino acids. The transcript has 4 exons. The record is from RefSeq and is a predicted model, not a curated record. Lineage: Eukaryota; Metazoa; Chordata; Actinopteri; Gadiformes; Gadidae.
UAAGACUAGACCAUUAAAUCACUGCUCACGAUGAAUUCCAGUACGACUGUGUUAUUGGAAACGGUCAAUUUCGCGGCAGAAAAGCACCGCAGUCAACGGCGUAAAGAUGUAGAAGGAACCCCUUAUAUCAACCAUCCCAUAGGAGUUGCAAGAAUCCUCAGUCAUGAAGGUGGCAUUGUUGACAUUGAGGUGUUGCAAGCAGCUCUUCUCCAUGAUACUGUUGAGGACACAGACACCAGCAUAGCAGAACUAGAGUUAACCUUUGGACCAACCGUGGCGCGCAUUGUCCAAGAAGUGACCGAUGACAAGACCCUCCCCAAACAGGAGAGGAAACGUCUCCAAGUAGAGCACGCACCCCACUGCAGUCAACAGGCCAAACUGGUCAAACUGGCUGACAAACUUUACAACUUGAGGGACCUUAAUCGCUGCACACCUACAGGUUGGACUGCAGAGCGAGUCCAGGAAUACUUUGUCUGGGGCUCUCUGGUGAUAAGAGGACUAAAAGGCACCCAUCCAGCCCUUGAAGAGAAGCUUGAAGCGCUGUUUAAGCAGAGGGGAAUUCAGCUUUGAAAAAUAUCCCUACUUGAACAUUUCUGCAAAAAUAAUGCUGUCCGCACUCUUCUUCAUGAAGUAAUAUCAAAAGAAUAAACCUUCCAACCAUAUAUAUGUAAUUAUUUUGUGGAAUACAAUUAUUUCUUGUUUCACAUUAAACACGGUGUAAAUAAGAAUGAUAAAAUCCAUAAUGAGAACUGUAUACACGCACUGAAACAAAAGAUUAAACUUUUAAACAAUAUAUAUGCAAUUAUAUUGUGGAAUUAAAUAAUCUCUUGUUUCACAUCAAACACGGUGUAAAUACAAAUGAUGCCACCAUAAUAAAGGCUUUAUACAAACUCUGAA